GCGUGGCCAACAGAGAACACUGUGAUACGUGCGGAGGGAAGCCUUCGCCGUGGUGGACGGAACAAGAACAGAAGCCCUGUGCCAGGCACGUUCCCGGACCUUGAGGAUACCGCGGAGAACUAGGAGGCAUCCACUCUUGUUUUGGUCUCAGAGGAAGGGUGAACUCCUGCUCCUGGAGCCCUGACUAUUUAAGUGCAAACCAAUACCGAGAGACGGAAGAAGACCGAGGUGACUGGAUUUGCUGUCACAGUCUGUCAAGAUUGAGGGAUUAGAGCAACAGAAACCAUGGAGGACGAACUCAUGUUCAGCAUGGAGGAGGAUGGCAGCGCCAAGAGACCCUCUGCCCAGCGGAGUGCCCUCAAACACAGAGCAUCCUCUCUCAGCGAGUCCAACGCCAGCGAGGAUGACGACGAAGACCACUUCAUCUGCCCCAUCCUGGACGAUUCGGCCAAAGAAGUGUGCAGCCACCUUAAAAACCUGGUUUACGCACGGCAGCUGUCAAACUCGCUCCCUAAAUCCAACUUCAUGUACAGGAACGAAAAAGAAACAGAUACAGUGGCAGAACAUCGAUCGUACAAGGUUUUGUCUGAGAGUGCACGGGCAACAUGGCUGCACGCUAUCGAAAAGGCGAAAGCGAUGCCCGACCCCUGGGCGCAGUUUCACCUGGAGGAGAUAGCGACUGAACCCUGCAUUCGUUACAGGUACAAUGCCGUUACAGGGGAAUGGGUUCAAGACCAGAUCCACAUGAAGAUGGGUACACAGCCUUUUGGGAAAGGGGCCAUGAGGGAGUGCUUCAGAGCGAAGAAGUUGUCGAAUUUCUCACACAGCAGCAACUGGAAGUCGGCGUCCAACUAUGUGGCCAAGCGUUACAUGGAGACGGUGGAUAGAAAUGUUUACUUUGAGGACGUCAGGCUGCAGAUGGAGGCCAAACUUUGGGGCGAGGAGUACAAUCGCCACCGACCUCCCAAACAGGUGGACAUCAUGCAGAUGUGUGUGGUGGAGAUGACAAACCGACCCAGUAAACCUCUCUUCCACCUGGAGCAUUACAUCGAGGGCAAGUACAUCAAAUACAACUCCAAUUCCGGCUUUGUGAGGGACGACAACAUCCGCCUCACUCCACAGGCCUUCAGUCACUUCAGCUUUGAGCGGUCGGGCCACCAGCUGAUCGUGGUGGACAUCCAGGGAGUCGGCGAUCUCUACACCGACCCUCAGAUCCACACAGCGAAGGGGACCGACUUUGGAGACGGAAAUCUAGGUGUGCGAGGCAUGGCCCUGUUCUUCCACUCGCAUCUGUGUAACAAGAUCUGCAAAAGCAUGGGCCUGACGCCUUUCGACCUUUCCCCUGCGGAGAUGUCCCAGCUGGACGGCACCAACAAACUGCUCAAGUCAGCCCAGACUGUGCUGAGAGGCUCAGAGGAGCACUGCGGUUCUCCUCGUGUUCGCACUAUGUCGGCCAGCCGGGCUCCUCCACUCCUAUCCCGCCUGUCUGAGACCUCGUCUGCAGAUGAGAGCAUGAGCGACAUGGAAUCGAUCCCCUGCUCCCCUCUUAUCCUUCCCUGCUCCCCCCCAACUGCAGCUGGCUCUGUAGGCUCGUCUUUUACCGGAAUGUAUGAACACGACAGAAUGAGCAACACAAGCGAACACAGGGAAUCAGAAAACGGCGGGGACAGCGGCUACCCGAGCGAGAGGAGGAGUGAAGGAGACCCAAAUGACCACAUAGACGGGAUCCAUCAUCGCUACAACAGACAAUAUUCAGAGUCGGAUGAGGAAAGUAUCAGACGGUUGACCGAGGAGAAGUGGACCUUCUAUCACUCAUCCCGCGCUCACGUCCACCGACCUUCCUGUGUGGCCACCGAGGUGGAACGACUCAACAAUCUGCUGCAGAAGAAGAUCGGCCAGUCGAUUCUUGGAAAAGUCCACCUGGCUAUGGUGCGGUACCACGAAGCGGGUCGUUUCUGCGAGAAGGACGAACAAUGGGACCAGGAGUCGGCCAUGUACCACCUGGAGAGAGCUGCCAUGUGUGGGGAACUGGAGGCCAUCGUAGCUUUGGGACAGUGCUGUCUGCAGCUACCUCAUCAUAUACUGCCAGACAUGGAGCUGGAGGAUAAUGCAGGAAACAGGAUGAGAGGUUUCAAGUAUCUGCUGCAGGCUGCUGAGGCUGGCGACAGAUCUUCUAUGAUCAUAGUGGCCAGAGCCUUUGAUACUGGAGUCGGUCUGUCUGCUGACAGAAAGCAGGACUGGGCCGAGGCGGUUCACUGGUACAACAGUGCGCUGAACAUGAUGGACUAUGACGAAGGAGGAGAGUUCGAUGGGACCCAGGACGAGCCUCGCCACCUUCUGCUGGCCAGAGAGGCAGAGAUGUACCAGGAGGGAGGCCACAACCUCGCCGCAGACCCACAGAGAGCAGGUGACCUUUUUACUGAAGCUGCAGAAGCUGCCAUGGCGGCCAUGAAGGGUCGACUGGCUAACCAGUACUACAUGAAAGCCGAAGAAGCCUGGGCACAAAUGGAGGAGUAACUCCACGACAUAAAUGAAAUUAAUUUUAACCUCCAAAAAGGCCACGAGACUUGAUGUGUGGCUGUUUUUCUUUCUUUUUUUGUCUUUGUUUUUUACACAUUCUGAUAAAACCUGAAUGACUUCAGUUUACAUUACUGUUUUUAUGACAGAUUUUUUUGGUGUUGGUGGUUUGUUUGUGUGCGCGUUUGGUGUGUGUUGAGCCAUUCAGCAUCAGACUUUUAUCUUCAGAAUUCUUUCUGUAUGGUUGUAAAGCUAGAUUUCCUGGCUCCUCAUUUCUUUCAUUUCAUGUCUAUAUUAACCUUUAGAGUUAAGUUAAUGUGAUUCUAUGAAUGAAAAGGUCUGACCUAUCAAAAAAAAAGAUUGUUUACUUAUUUUGACCCAGAUGUUAACAUGUUUAUGUUUAAGAGAAUAUAUGUGAUAAAGAAAAGUGCUUGGAAUAUGAAACUGUAAAAUAAAAGUUU
Molecule: messenger RNA, 2978 nt
Organism: Pelmatolapia mariae (spotted tilapia)
Lineage: Eukaryota; Metazoa; Chordata; Actinopteri; Cichliformes; Cichlidae
Gene: eef2k
Product: eukaryotic elongation factor 2 kinase
Exons: 19
Coding region: 286-2517 (743 amino acids)
Biological process (GO): myosin II filament disassembly; protein phosphorylation; response to differentiation-inducing factor 1
Molecular function (GO): calcium ion binding; elongation factor-2 kinase activity; ATP binding
Source: RefSeq, a predicted model, not a curated record